CGACCCCACGCCUCUCCCACAUCCCUGCGGCACCAUGGAAUUUCGCGGCCAGUGUCUCAUCAAAGGCACAGCGUCAGCCGAGCUGCAAUGCUGUCCUGUUGGCCUCAGCUUUUGGGGCGGAGUGAACCCCGAAACAGGACAGGUUGUAGACCAUCAUCAUCCCCUCUGCGGCCAGUCCGUCGCCGGCCGGAUUCUGGCCAUUCCCUGUGGCAGAGGAUCAUGCUCAGGGAGUACUGUCAUGCUUGAGCUCCUGCUAAAUGGAUGUGCUCCCGCUGCACUGAUAUUCGAGAAACCCGAGCAGAUCCUAACACUCGGAGUGCUAGUAGGAAAAGUACUAUUUGAAUGCCCAAUACCAGUUGUGGUCCUGUCCUCGUCAGACUUCUCAGAGAUAUGCAAUAGACAUUACGCUGCUAUUAAUGGAGAAACUGUGCUUGUCAGUGAUGUUCUCUCAGCGAUUCCGAAACCAUCAUCCGAUCCCAUAAAAGGCAAUAUCGACCUUUCAGAUUUGGACCGGAGCAUCCUUGCUGGGGAAAAAGGCCAAGCUGCCAACGUCGCCCUGCAGAUCAUCAUCAGCUUCGCAGUUAUUCAAGGGGCACGCUCACUAUUAGACGUUUCCCAAGCUCACAUAGAUGCCUGCAUAUACACAGGCCCUGCAAGUCUUCGGUUCGCCCAAAAGUUCCAAUCGAUGGGCGCCAAAUUUACCCUCCCAACCACUCUCAACUCCAUUUCGAUUGACCAACGUCGCUGGAAAGAACUAAAUGUGGACCCCACAUUAGCCUCGCAGGCGGGUACGCUAGCUAACGUCUACCUAUCUAUGGGUGCGCAACCUAGUUUCACUUGCGCCCCAUACACGCUCGAAGAUGCCCCCAAGGCCGGAGAGGACAUUGGCUGGUCGGAGUCGAACGCUGUUGUCUUCGCUAAUAGUAUCCUUGGUGCCCAGACCCAGAAAUAUCCGGAUUUUAUCGACGUUUGCAUUGCUUUGACUGGAAGGGCACCCUCAGCUGGAUGUCACUUGCCCGAGGGUCGACGACCCACCGUAUGUAUCCGCGUGUGUGAUUUGGUCUCAAUCGAUGACUCGUACUAUCCGUUACUGGGAUACGUCGUUGGCAAACUCGCCCAGAAUAACAUACCCUUAGUUUGCGGACUAGUAUACCUGCAGCCCCGGGUCAUGGAUCUCAAAGCGUUCAGUGCCGCUUUUGGCACCACUUCCUCAGCCGCAAUGUUCCACAUCAAAGGCAUUACUCCUGAGGCCGCUAAGUUUGCGGAACUAGAAAGCGAACUACCGAUCAUAGACCUCAAGCACGAGGAAAUAGUUGAGGCGUGGCGUAUGCUGAAUUCCGCUCAGGACCUUUCUGUCGACCUUGUAUCCCUGGGAAAUCCCCAUUUCUUCCUUGCAGAGUUCCAAGUCCUCGCCAAAUUAUGCUCGGGUCGCAAGAAGAGUCCGGAUGUUAAAUUUAUCAUCACCACCGGUCGAAACACAUACGAGCUCGCAGAAAAGGCAGGUUAUGUUGACAUUAUUGACACUUUCGGUGCAACAAUCAUCACAGAUACUUGCUGGUGCAUGCUCGGUGAGCCUGUUAUCCCCCUCGGAUCACGAAAUAUUAUGACGAACUCGGCAAAAUACGCCCAUUAUGCUCCGGGGAUGGUGAAGAGGGGCAUACAUUUUGGGAGCCUUGCGGAGUGCGUGGAGGCGGGCUGUGGGGGGAGAUUUGUUGGUGUUCCCCCGGGACAUAUCAGCGAUGGUCUUGAACAGUCUACCUGCCAGUAUCGGAAUUAGUAAAGACAGCUUACUUUGGGCGUUAUAACUGGACAUAAUAGCCAAGAUGAAGCUAGUAUAGUAUGCAAAAAAAAAGUAGAUAUGUAACAGCCAGUCAUAGUCGAAC
This is a messenger RNA of Aspergillus alliaceus, 1883 nucleotides long. RefSeq lists its product as uncharacterized. The coding region runs from base 35 to 1777 and encodes 580 amino acids. The record is from RefSeq and is a predicted model, not a curated record. Lineage: Eukaryota; Fungi; Ascomycota; Eurotiomycetes; Eurotiales; Aspergillaceae. The transcript has a single exon.